AUGAUACCUCCUGGCCCAGCACUAAUCUUUCGUCUAGUCUUGCCCCAAAUCCUGUUUGUGUUUUGUGUCUAUGCAAUUAAAACCGCAAUCGAAAACCAAGGUCAUACAUUCCCAACAUCCACCAGAUGGCUGCUUUACGUCGGUGCAUUCUUUGCACGACCCCUUUGGAUGCUAUUUCUUGCCAGACCGUAUAUGAAUAUCCUUAACGCGCGCAGAGCGGCUGCAAAAGGUGCAGUCCUGCCCCCAUUGGUCGAAGAAAGUAGCUCGGAAGUGCUAGCUUCUGUUAUGCGAAGUUUUGGUAAUGGAUAUAUCGGUAAGCUCAAGUUCGUCUAUCACUUACCCGUACCCAUCUCGACCGUUGAUCCUAUACGGUUUAAAGGAGAGGCGUAUCUUGAAUGGGCACAAAAAUAUGGCAACACUUACAUGUAUCAAGCCUACACUGAAACUCGGGCGAUUCUUGCCACUCAAUUCAAUAAUUUUGAAAAAGGUCUUGUUAAUUAUCAACAGCUGAAAUCUCUUCUCGGUUCAGGAGUAUUCAAUUCGGAUGGUAAAUACUUUCAUAUGACUUCAAAGAACGGCACCGUUGACUGUGAAAUAAUAACAGGUGACAUGUGGAAAUUUCACAGAAAUAUGACUCGCCCUUUCUUCAGCAAGACCAGAAUCAGUGAUUUCGAUAUAUUCGAACGUCAUGCGGACAAUACUAUAUCUGCUAUGAAGCAACGUCUGGCACAAGGAUAUCCUAUAGAGUUUCAGGAUGCGAUUGGACGCUUUACUCUCGAUUCUGCAACUGAAUUUCUCUUCGGAAAAGAUGUCGGAUCCCUUGGUGCUGGACUUCCAUAUCCGAAAGGCGCGCCCAUUAUCCAAAAAGACUCAUCGACCUUCAAUCACCCGUCUAAUGUUUUUGUUCGUGCAUUUACCCAAGGACAGGACCAAGCUGCCCUACGCGGAAGGCGGGGAGAUAUGUGGCCUUUGGCCGAAUUUUGGUCAGACAAAGUCAAGGCUCAGCGGGCACACGUGGAUAAUUUUACAAACCCAAUUCUCCAAGAGAGGAGAAAUGAGCAAUUAGCAAGGGGUACGACAAGUCGAAGUAAAGAGAGCGACGAAGACGGGGAAGGCGAAACGUUCCUCGACCAUCUAAUUCGCUCUACAGACGAAAGGUUGAGGAAGGAGAUUCUAGAGUUCGUUGGGUCUAAUGCUCGCCCCACAUACAAGAAUAUUGCGGAUAUGAAAUAUCUUCGAGCGUUCCUAAAUGGUUUGACAUUCAGAGCUUGGAAGUCUCAUAUACUUAUGAAGUUCAAUCCAGAAACUCUUCGCCUUUACCCCGCAGUACCCUUCAAUUCCAGAUAUUCCAAAACAUCUAUCGUUCUUCCUGCGAAAAACGGUCAACCGCCUUUAUACAUACCCGCAGGUGUCAAUGUAUUCCUGAUGCAUCGCCGAGAGGACUUGUGGGGUCCUGAUUCGCUGGAAUUCGAUCCCGACCGUUUCAUUGAUGAUAGAGCACAACGAUAUCUGAUUCCAAAUCCUUUCAUAUUCGCUGCAUUCAAUGCUGGGCCGAGAAUAUGUAUCGGUCAACAGGUGGAUUGGGCUGUCCAACCGGAGUCUUCAAGACCUCCUGCAGAAUGGGAACCCCUUCCUGGAACAACGAAAGGUAGAGAGAAGGAUGGCUUAUGGGUCAAGAUGCAGGAACGAGAACUUAAAGUAUGA
Messenger RNA from Lentinula edodes (shiitake mushroom), 1704 nucleotides. RefSeq names its product cytochrome P450. Gene Ontology annotation, molecular function: heme binding; monooxygenase activity; oxidoreductase activity, acting on paired donors, with incorporation or reduction of molecular oxygen. The record is from RefSeq and is a predicted model, not a curated record. Lineage: Eukaryota; Fungi; Basidiomycota; Agaricomycetes; Agaricales; Omphalotaceae. The transcript has 11 exons. Bases 1 to 1704 code for a protein of 567 amino acids.